GUUUAUUCAACUUUUAUUGAUCGAUGAACGCAAUCAUCGAUUAAAAAGUAUACUUCCAUUUCAUCAAAGAACCAGUCCAGCAAAGUUGGAAGAGUGGUGCAGUCGGGUUUGUAAUGGGGUAAAUACAGACAUGAACUUCCUUACGAAUUCCGUGUUUCCUUCGAGUCAUUGAUAUCAAUAUAAAACCGCUCAAAACCUUGGUCCAAUAAAGGUUUUGGCUAUUGUUACUCUACCUACUAUGCGAGCAAAUACAACAUCGAUAUUAGGUGUCUUCUCUGUCGCAGGGUUGAUUACAGUAGGCGUAAAAAACAAAGAUCUCCCCAAGAGAAGACAAAGACACAAGGAUACAUCAACUCAGGAAUUGUAAAAAGUCAUUAUACUAACUUUCUAAAAUGACACUCCAUGAAAUGGACAAAUCCCUAUGAAAGGUCAUUAUAUGGUCACGGAUAAUGCACCCAUUCACAUGCAGGAACGGAAGUACUGGGCCAAUCAUCUUUCAUUGAGCUGCCAUGACCUAGACUGCCAUUUUUUUUUGUGUGUGUGCGUGUCUUUCUUCGCUUUUCGCUUUUCGCUUUUUUUUUUCAAGUUGCUCCCUACGCAUCACUGCUAUUUCUCGUUCCUGCUUUGUUUUCUCACCUGCUUAGGCAAGUUCAUUCAAUCGUUACGGAGAAGAGUCGGAACGGAGCUCUGCCUGUCGUCGAAGCAAGAAGAAAAACGAUGACGCGAUUAUAAGUGUCAACUUUAGCGGUCGACCGUCUCCAGGCAAGGAGACAGCCACAGAAGACCUAUAUACAUUGUCCUUGCCGGUCGUACCAGGAAGCGAUGCUUGCAGUAAAGCUUUGCUCCGAACGGACGAAAUGAAAGACAUCGUAAUCAGCUCCAUUGUCGGUGCUGGUGUGUGACGGUUCAGCUUACCACAACAGGCCAACCGAGUACAACAACAACAGAAAGUCGGGUAUAACAUACUAUCCUAAUGACACGGCCAAAAAUCUUGCGCCAGUCAUAGUCCAAAUCCAAAAAAAGGUGUCGCAUGCGUUCAUCGUAUGAUCAAUGCGGUCUUCCUUAAACGUAUUCGAUCA
Messenger RNA from Radiomyces spectabilis, 1079 nucleotides. RefSeq lists its product as uncharacterized. The transcript is spliced from 2 exons. The record is from RefSeq and is a predicted model, not a curated record. Bases 422 to 721 code for a protein of 99 amino acids. Lineage: Eukaryota; Fungi; Mucoromycota; Mucoromycetes; Mucorales; Radiomycetaceae.